Messenger RNA from Paramecium sonneborni, 956 nucleotides. The record is from the annotation of a GenBank genome assembly. Lineage: Eukaryota; Ciliophora; Oligohymenophorea; Peniculida; Parameciidae.
AUGAAUAUUCCUACAGAAAUUGAUCCAGAAACAUUACCAGAUCAUGAACCUGAUAGAUUUAAUAAUUUUUUUGAAAUUUUAAUAGAUGGAAAACCUGCUUUUAAAUUAUUAGAUGGAUCUACGUUUUUUUUAGAUUCUAACAAUGGGUAUAUAAAUUUCAUUCUAUCAUAAGUUGGAUUGAUGAAAAGAAUUGUUAUUAUGAUAGUUAAGGUAAACCUGCUGGAUGGUAUAAAACAUUUGAUGAUCAAACUUACUUUUACAAUAGUGAAGGAUUUUUUAUUCCUUAUGAUAAAGAUCCAUCUACUCUACCAAAACAUAAUGAAUAAGUUAAUAUAAAUAAAUUGGAUACAGAUUAAAAUUUUCUUGAUACAAAUGGAUGUUAUUAUGAUAAAUUUGGAGAGGCUUUGGGAUGGAAAUUAAAAUGCGAAGAUGGUUAAGUAUAUUUCAAUUUUAAGUUUUAGAUCUAUUUUUUCGAUUUAAAAGGUGAGUAUGUAGAUUUGAAUACUAGAGAAGUUUAAAAUGAUCUAAAUGAAUUUGAUUUUGGUGAUUUUAAAUAAAAUUUUAAAUAGAAAACAUAAUUUGUUAAAUAAUAAUAAAAAACAUAUCCAAAAGUAGAACCUAGAAGAAUAAAAGAUUAACCAUAAAAGUAAAAUCGAUAAUAAGUAAAAAAUUAAUAGAUAUCUAAACCAUAAUAAUAAUAAUAAUCUCAAAAUAGAUAAAAUAAUCAAAAAGCAAUUUAUCAUUAUGAACUUCCAGAUUUAGAUGAAACAAAGAAAUUAUUUAUUGCUUUAGUAAAAUAAAAAUUACAAAGCAAGGCUGAAUUUCUAUUAAAUGAUUAAUUACUGACUGUAAAAUGCGAUGAACCUAAUAAAGGUUUGGAAUAAGAUUUUAAUUUAGAGAAUGGAAAGUGUGUUACAUAUAAAAAUGAUAUUAAUCCAAAAAGUAUAAAGAAAUGA